Manacus vitellinus (golden-collared manakin) is the source of this 2017-nucleotide messenger RNA. RefSeq names its product CTTNBP2 N-terminal like (gene CTTNBP2NL). The record is from RefSeq and is a predicted model, not a curated record. Bases 98 to 2017 code for a protein of 639 amino acids. The transcript is spliced from 6 exons. Lineage: Eukaryota; Metazoa; Chordata; Aves; Passeriformes; Pipridae.
CGGCGCGGGGCAGGCAGGAUCCUCGUGGUGACAGAACUCUCCAGCCAUUCCUGAAGCUGAUGGUCAUUCCCAUCCUGGCCCACUCAAGGUUUUCAGGAUGAAUCUGGAAAAACUCAGCAAACCAGAACUACUGACACUCUUUAGCAUUCUAGAGGGAGAAUUAGAAGCAAGAGAUCUUGUCAUAGAGGCCUUAAAGGCCCAGCACAGAGACACGUUCAUCGAGGAACGCUAUGGCAAGUACAACAUCAGCGACCCACUGAUGGCUCUGCAGAGGGAUUUUGAGACCCUGAAAGAGGGGAAUCAUGGUGAAAAACAACCAGUGUGCUCCAAUCCUUUAUCUAUUUUGAAAGUGGUGAUGAAACAUUGCAAGAACAUGCAGGAAAGAAUGUUAUCCCAACUGGCUGCUGCAGAAAGCAGACACAGAAAGGUGAUCCUGGACCUGGAGGAGGAGAGGCAGCGGCACGCCCAGGACACGGCCGAGGGGGACGAUGUCACCUACAUGCUGGAGAAGGAGCGGGAGCGGCUCACCCAGCAGGUGGAGUUUGAAAAAUCCCAAGUGAAAAAGUUUGAGAAAGAGCAGAAGAAGCUGUCAAGCCAGCUGGAGGAGGAGAGGGCACGCCACAAGCAACUGUCUUCCAUGCUUGUAGUGGAGUGCAAGAAAGCCACUGCCAAAGCAGCUGAGGAGGGGCAGAAGACAGCAGAACUGAGCUUGAAACUGGAAAAGGAGAAGAGUAAGGUGAGCAAGCUGGAAGAGGAGCUGGCAGCCAAGAGGAAGCGGGGUUUGCAGAUGGAAGCACAGGUCGAAAAGCAGCUCUCGGAGUUCGACAUUGAAAGGGAACAGCUGAAAGCCAAGCUGAACAGAGAAGAAAACCGUACAAAAGCACUCAAAGAAGAGGUGGAAUGUCUGAAGAAAGCCCUGAAAGAGCUGGAGGCUUCUCAGCAGGAGCACAGUCCCUCUGAGCCUUUGCAGCCAAGCCCCUCGGUGGUGUCCAGGGGCGUCACAACCGACAGUCCCCCGGUGAAGUCUGUGUCUUGCCAGACCGAGUGUCUGCAGGCAGAGAGGGCAAACCCUGCCAGCACAAGCAAAGCUGUUCACAGCAUGUUUCCCAGCCCCUCUGCACCAGUUCACUCCUAUGCAAAAUCCAAUGGGCAUUGUGACCUGGAUGGGCAGGCAGGUGGGGAGCCCCUGCAGACACACCCUGCAGAGAGCCAGGCUCAGAGGGAGAGAUCUGCUGGUGCAGCCUCGGAAAGCGCGGUGGAGAACGGGAGCUCUCCCGUAAGAACGGAGUCACCGGUGCACCUGAUGUCCCAGCACCCUGCUGGGGGGGUCUCCCUGUCUCCCAGCAGCACAGCUGGGUCCUCCCUGACACCUUCUCCCUGCUCCUCACCGGUGCUGACCAAGCGCUUGGUGGGAGCCUCAGCCAGCAGCCCUGGCUACCAGUCCUCCUACCAGGUGGGCAUCAACCAGCGCUUCCACGCAGCCAGGCACAAGUUCCAGUCCCAGGCAGAGCAGGACCACCAGUCCAGUGGGCUGCAGAGCCCCCCCUCCCGGGACCUGUCCCCCACCCUGGCAGACAACUCAGCAGCCAAGCAGCUGGCCCGCAACACGGUCACUCAGGUGCUCUCCAGGUUCACCAGCCAGCAGGGCCCCAUCAAACCCGUCUCCCCCAACAGCUCCCCCUUUGGCACGGACUACCGAACCCUGGCCAGUGCUGGGAGCCCCAAAACCGAGGCUGGGCACUCCCCCAGCCCUGUCAAGGUGUCCAGCCCUCUCAGCCCGUUGUCUCCCGGGAUUAAGUCGCCGACCAUUCCUAGAGCAGAGAGGGGGAACCCUCCGCCCAUCCCUCCCAAGAAGCCUGGCCUGGCUCAGUCACCUGCUGCUCCUGCUCCUCUCACCAAAAGCCCUGCCCAGGCGUCCCCCCUGGGGGCCCCCAUGGACGUGGCAAGCAGCUGCUCCAACAACGCUGUCGUGUCGAAUGGCAAAGACCUGGAGAUCCUCCUGCCAACCAGCAGCUAG